This is a messenger RNA of Trematomus bernacchii (emerald rockcod), 2250 nucleotides long. RefSeq names its product ankyrin repeat and SOCS box protein 13-like. Lineage: Eukaryota; Metazoa; Chordata; Actinopteri; Perciformes; Nototheniidae. The transcript has 6 exons. Gene Ontology annotation, biological process: positive regulation of protein catabolic process; protein ubiquitination. The record is from RefSeq and is a predicted model, not a curated record. Gene Ontology annotation, molecular function: protein binding. Bases 75 to 917 code for a protein of 280 amino acids.
CAUCACCAGCUCGCUGUUUACAUCUCAUGUCUCUGCGUCUGCUGCGUUAUUCCUUCCCAAAAAAAUAAGACGGAAUGGAAAUUCAAAGUGACCGAGAUUAUUUCUUUGGAGACAUUGGCUGCUGGUCUGAGAGGACGGAGGUGCACAAAGCUGCGUCUCAGGGCCAGACGUCCCAGCUGCAGAGUCUGAUCCUCAGCGGAGCUUCAGUCAACGUGGUGGCGGUCGACUCCAUCACCCCGCUGCACGAGGCCUGUCUGCGGGGACAGACUCAGUGUGUCCGCCUGCUGCUGGACGCCGGAGCCCUGGUGGAUGCGAGGAACGUGGACGGCAGCACCCCGCUGUGUGAGGCCUCCUCAGCGGGGAGUCUGGAGUGUGUGAGGCUCCUUCUGGAUCGAGGCGCCAAAUCCAACCCUGCCCUCACCUCCCGAACCCCCUCCCCCCUCCACGAGGCCUGCAUGGGAGGUAAAGAAGACUGCGUGAAGCUCCUGAUCGCCAUGGGUGCAAAUCUGGAGGCGUACGAUAUUUACUACGGGACCCCGCUACAUGUAGCUUGUGCUAACGAACAUACAGACUGUGUGAAAGUGUUGCUCAACGCAGGUGCUAAGGUGAACGCGGCCCGGCUUCACGAGACGCCGCUGCACCACGCUACUAAAAACAAGCAGGUGGAGAUGGUGGAGAUCCUGGUGGAGUUCGGAGCCAACGUCCACGCCAGGGAUCAUCACGACAAGAAACCUGUAGAUUACACAACCCCCGGCUCCCCCUCUGCUACCUGUCUACAGUUUUAUGAGACCACCCCCAUGAACCUGCAGCAGCUCAGCCGGCUGGCUUUGAGGGCGAUGCUGGAAACCAGAGCUCUGGAAGUCAUAGAAAAACUGGACAUACCUAAACUCAUCAUCGGCUACCUGUGCUAUCAGUGAGGAGGAGGAGGAGGAGGAGGAGGGGUUGAGUCGGUAAAAUGUGAAACCUCAAAGAGCUGCUGCACAGAGAAACACAAACUCAAAGGUACCAUUUAAUAUGGGAAUAGGGGAUGAGCACUCUGCUUCUCAAUGUCAAUGAAUGCACAGAAUGAUAAACACACUGCGGUGCUACACUUUACAUUUGAGAAGGUUUUCGGAACAAUGCAGAAAGUCACAUUCACGUCCAACAAAGUUGCAAACUACUACAAUUUCCUCACUCUCUUACGAGCUCUCGCGAGACUUCCUGUCAAGUUCUCAUUGCAAACGCACCUUUCAUGUCGCAAUGAUGACACCUAUUGUCAAUCAUUGGAAACAUAUUAACAACAACACUGACAAUAAACAACAUUGCUCUCUAAACUAACGCAAAGAAAUGUUACAAAAGUCUCCUAACUUCCACUAUUAAAUGACCACGACUGAAUUGUACGCCACAAACACACGGAAGGAUUUCUAAAUGCCAUUAAAUGCACAUUUUCACUAUUUUUCCCAAGUACACAACACAUGCAGUUUACUGAGGUCGCCUUUCAGGACUUUUGGCAGUUUUCACAUCGUUCUCUUUUAGCCGCCAGCAGGCACACUUAGCUUACUCAGCUUUGAAGAGGCCAUCUGUCGGCUCUCAUAUGAAGUUCUGCACCUGCUUACUGUUGGUUUGAUCUUGACCAAGUAUCAAAAGCACAUUUUAUGCUUUCAAACCCUCGUCCAAAUCUUUAAUUUCUGCCCUUUUUUGCCCUGAACGUGCACUGGCUUCACGAUGCUGGCCUGAAUAUACGCAGCUCGUCUGCUGCACUCCAUAAAUAUGCCAAUGUGGCUGUUACACUUUAAUCAAAAUAUAAAUUCCUGGCAACCAAUCUUCCCAUCAUUACAAGUGACUUGUUUUCAUGGUACAAAAAUGCAGCCUGGUUCAUUUUAAUCUCGGCCUGUAAAUAAUCCAGAAGCACAGAUCUGCCCUUCUUCCCAUGGACUGUUCUCUUUAAGUCUUAAAAUAUCCGACCCUGAUACCGACGGGGUUUCUUCUUAUAGCUCCUUAACAGCAGAAGGACUGGAAAAAAGCAGAAUAGAGUAGGGCAGGCAUGCAGGGAAUGUUAUCUCAGAUGAGAAAUGAUCCUUGUUUUGCUUCAGGUUGGUUUCUGUGGAUCUCUCCUGCUGCUCCGUCGGGUUAAACGUAUUUCUUUGUGUCUUAUUCAAGUGAAUAAUAUCUUAAAGUGGACCUAUCAUGCUAUAUUUGAAUAAUAUAGUGUAGGACCAUACCUAUAUAAGGCAUAUUUAUACUUUCUUUUUUCAAAAUACCAAACAGAUC